UUGAGAGACAGAGGCAGCAGUAGCCGGGCUUAGAUAUAUUCCCCUCUCUCUGAAUAUAAUUUGAGAUUUAGAUUCAUCUUAAAUCCAAGGGAAAACACUUUGUAGAGGUUGAAAGCUGUGUAGUUGCAACAGCUGGGGUUAUGAGCUAUCAAAUGCAAUUACAUUAAAACAGAUUAUACUGUGCAAAUUGAGCCAUUUAGAAGGUGAGAACCAAAGAAACCGCUCUGAUCCCCCCUUUUUUUCUAAAUUGCAGUUUUAGUUCCUUGCAAUUCUGAGGUACAAAAGUAGGUGAGACUGCUUUUGUAUCUGCAAAGUGCUUCAUUUCUGAAUGUAAUUCUAACUGAGUGCAAUCUAGGUUAAAAGCUGGACAACUGGGUAAUUAGAGCUCACUGGCUGCUAAAGGACGAUCAGCUGUGCUGUGGCUCAUCUGUGUUCCCAGAGACUAGUUCUCUUCUUCCCUGAGUGAAGGCUGCUGGAGACCGAGCAUCUGUACCCGGACUCCUCUUGAUCCCUGAGAUGAUGGUGCUGGACAAGGAGGACGGUGUGCCGAUGUUAUCUGUACAACCAAAAGGGAAACAGAAAGGCUGUGCUGGCUGCAACCGAAAGAUCAAGGACCGCUACCUUCUGAAGGCCUUGGAUAAAUAUUGGCAUGAAGAUUGUCUAAAAUGUGCCUGCUGUGACUGCCGCCUUGGAGAGGUUGGAUCAACUCUUUACACAAAAGCAAAUCUCAUUCUCUGCCGCAGAGAUUACCUGAGGCUCUUUGGUACCACCGGGAAUUGCGCUGCUUGCAGUAAACUGAUCCCUGCCUUUGAGAUGGUGAUGAGGGCCAGAGAUAAUGUUUACCAUUUGGACUGCUUUGCCUGCCAACUCUGCAACCAGAGAUUUUGUGUGGGAGACAAAUUUUUCCUGAAGAACAACAUGAUCUUGUGUCAGAUGGACUAUGAGGAAGGGCAGCUGAAUGGAAGUUUUGAGUCCCAAGUUCAAUAACGAUCCCUGCUUUGCUGAAGCACUGUGGGAUGGACGUUCAGCCACACAAGCAGUGAGGGGCGUCUGUCAGCUUGCCUGCAAUAUUUUUUUAAUUCUUGGUCCAGAAAGGACUAUAUACAUUGUAGUACUUUUUUCCCGCCCCCAACACAAAGCAGUUACAAAUUUAGAUGUACAGUUGUGCCUGCUUAGCUGAGCACUGCAUUGCCUGUAUGUUUGUGAGUUUUUUGGGGUCUGGGGGAGGGCUCUGUACAGUCUGAUUUCUGUAUAUAAACUGGAACAUUUAUUUUAUGAAAAAUGUAAUGCAAUUUUAUUACUGGUGUGAAUUAAAAAUUAUGAAUGUU
Messenger RNA from Terrapene triunguis (Three-toed box turtle), 1328 nucleotides. RefSeq names its product LIM domain only 1 (gene LMO1). The transcript is spliced from 4 exons. Gene Ontology annotation, biological process: positive regulation of transcription by RNA polymerase II. NCBI's taxonomy places the organism in Eukaryota, Metazoa, Chordata, Testudines, Emydidae. The record is from RefSeq and is a predicted model, not a curated record. Gene Ontology annotation, cellular component: nucleus. Gene Ontology annotation, molecular function: transcription coactivator activity; DNA-binding transcription factor binding. Bases 517 to 987 code for a protein of 156 amino acids.